AUGACCGACAAGAGUCCAAUUCGAAUUGCAGGCGCGUCGGGCUCUGCCUCUGACCGCCGCCAUGCCAUUGCCGACUUUGCACGCCAUUGUGCUACCGAUCCAGUCGACGUGAUCAUCGCCGACUUCAUGAGUGAGUUCAACAUGGCCACAGCCGCGGGCCGGCGUGUGGACCAAGCCACUGCCCCCGCCGGGGCCGCCUAUAAUCUGUCUUUCCUCGAAGCGUUAGAACCGGCUCUGGGGGAUUUGGCUACGCACGGCAUUAAAUUAGCCGUCAAUGCCGGGGUCGCAGACACCAAGGGUCUCUACGAGGUGGUGAGGCGGAUGGUGCAGGCCAAGGGACUGGAUUUGAAGGUGGCGUGGGUGGCCGGGGAUGAAGUACUCCCCACUGUCCAAAAGGCACUGGCGACCGGGCAGUCGGAGUUCCGGAAUGUCUACACGGGCGAGCGAUUGGCAGACUGGUCGUUCGAGCCCAUCUACGCGCAAUGCUAUCUCGGUGGCCUGGGAAUUGCGGGAGCCCUCGCUGAUGGCGCCGAUAUUGUGCUAUGCGGACGGGUGUCCGACGCGUCGCCCGUCAUCGGAGCCGCCUACUGGUACCACGGCUGGCGACGCGACGAGCUGGAUAAGCUGGCCAAUGCUUUCGUGGCGGGCCAUCUGAUCGAAUGUAGCAACUACGUCUGCGGAGGCAACUUCACCGGUUUCAAGUCCCUAGAGCACGGCGGCGACGGCUGGGCCAAUAUCGGGUACCCGAUCGCAGAGAUCUCUGCCGCGGGCGACGUGGUGAUCACCAAGCAAGCGCAUACCACCGGGGGUGCUGUCACCGUCGACACCUGCACCUCACAGCUGCUGUAUGAGAUUCAGGGUCCAUGGUACUACAACUCGGACGUCACGGCGGUCCUCGACGGCAUCCACUUUGAGCAGCGCAGUCUCAACCGGGUGGCCAUCCACGGGGUUCGAUCAAGCCCACCUCCCCCGACCACCAAAGUCGGUAUCACUGCCCGCGGAGGGUUCCAGGCCGAGCUGUGGUGGUUUUUGACUGGACUCGACAUUGAAGCCAAAGCCCGCAUGCUCGAGGCGCAAGUGCGCCGGCUGCUGACCCCAUACGCGGACCGAUUCACAGCGCUGAAGUUUGAUUUACUCGGAGCCUGCGUACCGAAUCCGCCAGAUCAAAACCGUGCCACAGUGCCCCUUCGAAUUGUGGUGCAAGCACGCCGAGCAGAGGAUCUGGCACCCACGCGGUUUCUGAAACCCAUCACCGACAACAUCAUGCAGGGCUACCCGGGGGCCACAUUCCACCUGGACCUGCGGCAGGGUUUCCCCCGCGCCAUCUUCGAGUACUAUGUCAGUCUGCUACCGCAAUCUGCCGUGCAGCAUCGGGUGCAUCUCCCCUGGAAGCCCACCGCGUCCACGCAGAUAGUCGACAUUCCACCACCGCCGCGCACCCAGAUCUACCCAUCGCGGCAGCCAUCCCAACCCACCACGCACACCGACAUCAUGGUUGAUCUCCAACGCGACUUUGGCCCAACGACCCGAGGUCCAUUGGGAUGGAUCGUCCACGCGCGCUCUGGCGACAAGGGGUCUGACGCCAACUGCGGCUUCUGGGUCCGUCACCACGACGAGUAUCUGUGGUUGCGAUCAUUGCUGUCUGUGGACACGGCACGUAUGUUGUUGGGGGACACCGGACGCGUAGACCCCAUCGCGAUCGAGCGAUUCGAGCUCCCAGGCCUGCACGCGGUGCAUUUUCUGUUCCGGAACUUGCUCGACCGUGGCGUCGGGGUCACGACCACAGUAGACUUCCUCGGCAAGAACGUGGCCGAGUACCUGCGGUCGCGGUACGGUGAUAUUCCCGAGCGGUUUUUAAACCGGGGCAAGCUGUAG
Messenger RNA from Penicillium alfredii, 1875 nucleotides. Its product is annotated as acyclic terpene utilization AtuA family protein. The transcript has 3 exons. The record is from RefSeq and is a predicted model, not a curated record. Lineage: Eukaryota; Fungi; Ascomycota; Eurotiomycetes; Eurotiales; Aspergillaceae. The coding region runs from base 1 to 1875 and encodes 624 amino acids.